GUUUUUUUCUAAAUCUGUGUGUGCGUCUCUGGUUUGCAACAAAACGAACUGCACGUAUUGUAAGUAAAUAAGUAACGUAUCUUACAGUCGUCGCCUUCCAGUAAAGCUUCUUUUAACCUGAUGUGGAUCCAGGUGAACCACAGCCUGACUUAUCACCGCUCUCCGGUAUUCGCGUCUGCGCAUGCGCGUCACCGCCGCGCGCCCCUGCCCAUCCAGACGCGUCUCGCCCGUCUGUGUUGUGUCGUGUUGACGCCGGACGGACAUGCGGCGAUGCCCUUGCGUGCUAACGCGUCCGCAGCCGUCGACGAGCAGACACCGGGCGACUUCGCUGUGGAUGAGAGAUUAAGAGGCGGCGGCGGCGGCGGCGGAGGAGGAGGAGCGGCGGGCACCGGGGAAGAAAGCGCCUCUCGGUCCAUCGCGCCCACUCGGCGGCAGCGGCCCGUCGAUCGCCAGAGAGAAGCCGGGGGAUGGAUUUGGGACGUGCUGCUCCGACGACAGUCGCCUCUGUUCUUACAGAACGCGUGAUGAUGAGAGGAGGAAGAGGAGGAGAGAGGCGGAGUGAGGCCGUCCUGCUGCAGGACCGCUUUUAAUUGGCUCUUUGGACUCACUGGGACGUUUGAUGGUCCACUUUGCUCGGCGCUGACUGAGCUCCGCCACUGGAUGCAUCCGCACGUCUGCACCCCUGAACCCGACCUCUGAACGGCCUCCUCUCGGCGCCCAUUCCCCCUCUUAUGCCCCCCCCCCUCCCCCCGCUCUCCCGUCCUGCACCAUGGCCUGCUGCGGCCGCUCCCUGGACUCCCCGUGCACGCUGGCCCUGCUGGUGGGCUUCCAGUUCGCCUUCGUGCUCUACUUCUCCCUCGGGGGCUUCAAGGGGCUGGUGUCGGUGCUGGUGCACACCGCGGAGCCGGAGUUCGACUACUCGCGCCCUCACGACGUCUACACCAACCUCAGUCACGUGGGAGCGCCGCCGGCGCCGCCCCGGCGCUCUGGCACCGGGCCGCCCGCCACCGCGGCGCCGCUGAGGGACUGUCAGCUGCCGUCGCCGCUGCUGGUCGGACCGGUGUCCGUGCACCUCUCCGCUCCUUUGACGCUGGACGAGAUCAAGCGGAGGAACCCGCUGGUGUCGCCGGGCGGGCGGUACCGGCCGCCGGACUGCGAGCCGCGCCACCACACGGCCAUAGUGGUGCCGUACCGGAACCGGCAGACCCACCUGCGCGCGCUGCUCUACCACCUGCACCCCUUCCUGCAGAGGCAGCAGAUCCACUACAGCAUCUACAUAGUGCAGCAGUGGGGCAACGGGACCUUCAACCGAGCCAAGCUGCUCAACGUGGGGGUGCGGGAGGCGCUGCGCGACGAGGACUGGAGCUGCAUCUUCCUGCACGACGUGGACCUGCUGCCGGAGAACGACCACAACACCUACACCUGCCACAGGCAGUUCCCCACGCACCUGUCCGUGGCCAUGGACAAGUUCCGAUACAGGCUGCCGUACCCACAGUACUUCGGGGGGGUGUCGGCGGUGACCCCGGACCAGUACAUGAAGAUGAACGGCUUCCCCAACCAGUACUGGGGCUGGGGCGGCGAGGACGACGACAUCGCCGCGCGCAUCCGCCUGUCUGGCAUGAAGAUAGUGCGCCCCCCAGUGGCCAUCGGUCAUUACAAGAUGAUCAAGCACAAAGGAGACCGAGGCAAUGAGCAGAACCCACGCAGGUUUGAUCUUCUGAAGCGGACCCGCCUCAACUGGCGCUCCGACGGCCUCAACUCUCUGACCUACGAGCUCCUCUCCAAAGAGCUGGAGCCGCUCUACACCAACCUCACGGUCAACAUUGGAGAGGACCCCCGCCUGCCCCAGGGCAAAGGCCUCGCCCCGGGGAGGGCGCCGCCCGUGCACCCACGCGGCGCCGGCGCCGGCGCCGGCAGAGACCCGGCCAGGCAGGAGAAGAGGCCGGAGCGCAGAGAGUCCGCGGCAGCAAACGUGACUGCGGCGAAGCCGGUCGGUGCAAAGACCGAGCCAAAGGCCACAAACGGAACCACGCGGGAGAAGACAGGUGUGAUGAAGUAGAUGGAUAGCGAGUCUUACAGCGCACAUCUGUAGCAUAAAGUGGCUUUCCUGUUCAUUUUAGUCUAAAAGCUGUGGGACGCCAUGCGAGGAGCGAUGUUGCGCUCCGUCCACGUUAGGGACCGUUCGACUCAAGCGAAGAAGCCUCUUUCAUCUGCUGCGGUGCGUUCAGGGGCCACCUCCUCUCCGUUCAUCAUCCCGCUGAGCUCUAGUGGAUUCCGAACAGAAGCGACCACCAAAACAAACCGAGCCGUGGAGGUCCGGCUCCACCCAGCGAGCGGCCGACCGGCUGCUGCUGCCGGUUCGGCCCACGGUUCGGCCCACGGUUCGGCCCACGGUUCGGCCCACGGUUCGACCCACGGUUCGACCCACGCCGCAGGGGUUUGUGUUUCUGUGCCUUCUCUCUUUUAUGCGCGUUUUAUAGACGGGUGUCGUUGCUUUUAGACGCUGAUUUGGGGUUAAUGUCACCUCUUGGCUCAACGAGGCGAUUCUAGACUAGAGCAAACGAUUUGUUCCAGGACUGCCGUUUUAUAUGUGUCUGCAUUGAUCAAGCGCUAAUCGACUCCAUAGUUACCAGACACGUCUGGGGUUUAUAUUUCUAUAGAGAGACUUAUUUAUUUGUUUACUGGUUUAUUUCCAUUCUUUACAGUCUGGUGCCUCUCUUACAUGUAGUUUAUAGACAAUCAAAUCAUAUGGGAAGAAAAAGAAUUAUUUAUCCAGCCACAUAGCAAAGUAAAGGAAAUAUUAUCAUGACUAUCUUUACGCCUGUCACAUAAACAUAGACCUGGCAUGAUAGUUGUUGUCUAGUUUGAAUAUACUCUUAUAUAUGGAUUGACCUGUGCUUUUGGUUUGAUCUGUGCUUUUAUAUACUUUCUUUUAGAUAAGUCAGGUUUGGGAAUAUUGUCGACCCGCGACUGCAUUUGCCACUCUCAUAUUGUGUUUUGAUACAAAGUGGUGGUAGUUGCGGUAGAGCACUGUGUAUAGAUUUAGGUCAGCCUUCUACUAAAACAACCAACCUUCUUACGAAGUGUCUUUUGGACUCUGUGUGAUCGACCUCAGUUCGUCUGCAGGCUGUGGAGCGAGCGUCGGCCGCUCCUGCUCUCGCUUCAUUCCGGCUUUUUGUGUCUUGGAGGAGGAGACGCACACACUGUAGCUCGUCCGAUGUCAUCCACCUCUGUGACCCGAAAGCCGCUGAGAAUCUCAGACGUGCACGUCUUUUCUCCACGUUUGCCAUUUUGAAUGUAUUGUUUUGAGUCUUGGUUCUGGUACCGGGAGUUCAUCAGGUGCGGUGCUCGGUGUGGGGGACGUGCUGCUAUUUGACCGGGGACGUUUAUCACUACCUGUAAAAUGACGUAUUGUAACAAAGUGGGAUUGUUUUAGCAACUAACACGUAAUGUAUUACUAAUGUGAAUGUAUUUAAUUUAUUGGCUUUAUUUAUUUACUCACUGGCCAGACUAAAGCGAUCUCAGUCCUCUCUGUCACAGAACAGACGAUGAGCCCAGAUUUAUUUCUCAUAUUUUUUAAGUUAACGUUGUGCCUCAUGACAUAAACCCACGGUGAAGGUUAGCGCCCCCCAGUGGUACAGACUGUAGCACCCGCUGAGAGAAGCCGAGGCCUGAAUGAAACUGCAGUGUUGUGACAUGAAUGUUAAUUAUUAAUGUUCGCCAUUCACAGGUUUCAGCCAAUCAAACCUUUGCUUCUGUCUGCGACGAUCACAUGAUUGAUCCAGACAACUUAAAGGUGCAGAACAGCUGUGCGGAGCAAACGCUGUGUGGUGAGUGUCUUAUGAAUGGCUCUAGACGGAUGGGUGCUUAUGUAAGAGUACUGUAAAACCCGGCAUCAGAGUCCAUAGAGGGACAAUUAGAACUAGUUCCAUAGCUUUAUACCGAGUAUCGAGAUGCAUAAUAUUUAAUCCAUUUAUCACAUUGCCUGUAUAAUACAAACAGUGACACUGAUAGAUUGUGAGAGCGUUAAGGAAUCUCCCCAGAUUAAUCAGCAAAUUAUCACAGUACCGGGAGAUUGUUCUAUUAAAUGUAUUAAUUUAUUAGAUUUAUUACAUAGGCUAGUUUUUAUAAGGGGUGUUUUUGCAGUAACUGUAAUUACAUGCACAGUCGGAAUCCAGGAUUUGGAAGAGGAAGUUGUUUAUUCAGUCAUUAGAUUCACACGUUUGAACAGUGUAGAUGCGAUAGAAGGAACCACCUGAACCUGGAAGAUGAUGUGUCGAUGUAUACUGUACAAACCAGAUGUAAGUCAUACGUUGGGAGUGUGAAGUGUCAUCACCUGGGGUGGCCUUAUUUACUGAUCUCGUUUUCGAAAUGAAAGACUGUGUGUGUGUGUGUGUGUGUUUGUGUGUGUGUGUGUGUGUGUGUGUGUGUGUGUGUGUGUGGACACAGCAAGAUCAGUAAAAAGGCUACAGAGACAGUAUUGUAACACACAACAAAUUACUAUACUAAUAAAAACAUACCAAUGUU
Messenger RNA from Betta splendens (Siamese fighting fish), 4527 nucleotides. It is a transcript of the gene b4galt3, whose product is annotated as UDP-Gal:betaGlcNAc beta 1,4- galactosyltransferase, polypeptide 3. Bases 770 to 2059 code for a protein of 429 amino acids. The record is from RefSeq and is a predicted model, not a curated record. Gene Ontology annotation, biological process: carbohydrate metabolic process; galactosylceramide biosynthetic process. Gene Ontology annotation, molecular function: glycosyltransferase activity. The transcript is spliced from 8 exons. NCBI's taxonomy places the organism in Eukaryota, Metazoa, Chordata, Actinopteri, Anabantiformes, Osphronemidae.